AUUCUAUAGUUCCAGCACACACGACAACCCCACACACACACAUGAUGGAAUCCCAGAACCAGAACCUACUACGCCAACCCUUGAUAAACUCAACGCAUCAUCAUCAUCACUCUGCUGAUUCCCGUCUCGAAGAGGUCCUCUCUGACCCCACCCUACCCUGGUCCAAGCGCAUCCUCUCCGCCACAUGGAUCGAACUCAACCUCCUCUUCCCCCUCGCCGCUCCCGCCAUCCUCGUUUACGUCUUCAACAACCUCAUGUCCAACGUUACUCGCGCCUUCGCCGGCCACCUCGGAAACCUCGAACUCGCCGCUGCCAACCUCGGCAACAGUGGCAUUCAGCUCUUCGCCUAUGGCCUAAUGUUGGGUAUGGGAAGUGCGGUGGAGACUUUAUGUGGACAAGCGUACGGAGCGAACAAAUAUGAAAUGCUAGGGAUAUACAUGCAGAGAGCAAUUAUCGUGCUAACCAUAACAGGGAUUCCCUUAACGGUGGUGUACAUUUUCUGCAAACCAAUUCUUCUCUUGCUGGGGGAGCCACCGGAGGUGGCAUCAGUGGCCGCGAUGUUCGUGUACGGUCUGAUCCCGCAGAUCUUCGCUUACGCAGUGAACUUCCCCAUACAGAAGUUUCUGCAGGCGCAGAGCGUGGUGGCGCCGAGCACAUACAUCUCCGCUGCCACGCUGGUGCUGCACGUGGCGCUGAGCUGGGUGGUGGUGUACAAGUUAGGGUUUGGGAUCAUGGGUUCGUCGUUGAUGCUGAGUUUGUCUUGGUGGAUCAUUGUUGGGGCACAGUUUUUGUAUGUUGUUAGUGCUUCAAAGUUUAAGGAUACGUGGAGUGGGUUUAGUGUUGAGGCAUUCUCUGGACUCUGGGAUUUUGUUAAGCUAUCGGCUGCGUCCGCGGUGAUGCUGUGUUUGGAGACUUGGUAUUUUCAGGUGCUCGUGCUCAUUACUGGCUUGCUUGAUAACCCUCAACUCUCUCUUGAUUCUAUCUCAGUUUGCAUGGCAAUAACAGGGUUGACGAUGCAUAUUGGAAUUGGAUUUAAUGCAGCUGCAAGCGUGAGGGUGAGUAACGAGUUGGGAGCUGAGCAUCCAAAGUCUGCAGCAUUCUCAGUGAUUGUAGUGAAUAUGAUAUCUUUCAUAAUUGCGGUGAUAGAAGCAGUGGUGGUCCUUGCACUGCGUCGGGUUGUAAGCUAUGCAUUCACAGAUGGUGAAACCGUCGCUAAUGCGGUCUCAGACCUCUGUCCCUACUUGGCCGUCACUCUCAUUCUUAAUGGAAUCCAACCGGUGUUAUCUGGAGUGGCUGUUGGGUGCGGAUGGCAAGCCAUUGUGGCCUAUGUAAACGUGGGCUGUUAUUACGGGAUUGGAAUUCCGUUGGGCUGUGUUUUGGGCUUCACGUUCGGCUUAGGUGUGCAGGGAAUAUGGUCUGGCAUGAUCGGGGGAACAAUGUUGCAGACCCUUAUUUUAUUAUGGAUUACACUUCGCACUGAUUGGAAUAAAGAGGUAAAUACAGCAAAGAAACGAUUAAAUAAGUGGGGGUACAAGAAGGAACCUAAGAUUCAGAGUUGAAAUGGUUCUUCUGCUGACCAUUGGCCUAACAGAUAGUUGUGGGUUCGGAUUUCGAGUUCUCACUGGAAAAUUAAAAGAAAAGAAAAGUUGAUGAAUUAUUGUUUUGUUUUUUCUUAUGUAUGCUUGGAAAUUUUGCAAGUAAUAAUAUGCUUCAAAUAAUUUAAGAGAUCAAAUAAGUUGUGUUCUUAAUGGCUUUUGAGCAAAGUUGAUAAGAUGACAAAUUGAACUUAA
Messenger RNA from Glycine soja, 1790 nucleotides. RefSeq names its product protein DETOXIFICATION 40-like. Gene Ontology annotation, biological process: xenobiotic detoxification by transmembrane export across the plasma membrane. The transcript is spliced from 7 exons. NCBI's taxonomy places the organism in Eukaryota, Viridiplantae, Streptophyta, Magnoliopsida, Fabales, Fabaceae. The coding region runs from base 42 to 1559 and encodes 505 amino acids. Gene Ontology annotation, molecular function: antiporter activity; xenobiotic transmembrane transporter activity. The record is from RefSeq and is a predicted model, not a curated record. Gene Ontology annotation, cellular component: membrane.